UCAGUUCCAAGUUUGGAGCUUUUAGCUGCCAGCCCUGGCCCAUCAUGUAGCUGCAGCACAGCCUUCCCUAACGUUGCAACUGGGGGAAAAAUCACUUUCCAGUCUGUUUUGCAAGGUGUGCAUUUCCAUCUUGAUUCCCUGAAAGUCCAUCUACUGCAUCGGUCAAGAGAAACUCCACUUGCAUGAAGAUUGCACGCCUGCAGCUUGCAUCUUUGUUGCAAAACUAGCUACAGAAGAGAAGCAAGGCAAAGUCUUUUGUGCUCCCCUCCCCCAUCAAAGGAAAGGGGAAAAUGUCUCAGUCGAAAGGCAAGAAGCGAAACCCUGGCCUUAAAAUCCCAAAAGAAGCAUUUGAACAACCUCAGACCAGUUCCACGCCACCUCGAGACUUAGACUCCAAAGCUUGCAUUUCUAUUGGAAAUCAGAACUUUGAGGUGAAGGCGGAUGACCUGGAGCCCAUAGUGGAGCUGGGACGAGGUGCGUACGGGGUGGUGGAGAAGAUGCGACACGUGCCCAGCGGGCAGAUCAUGGCGGUGAAGCGGAUCCGGGCCACAGUAAACAGCCAGGAGCAGAAAAGGCUACUGAUGGAUCUGGAUAUUUCCAUGAGGACCGUGGACUGUCCUUUUACGGUCACCUUUUACGGCGCACUCUUCCGUGAGGGUGAUGUCUGGAUCUGCAUGGAGCUCAUGGAUACGUCCCUAGAUAAAUUCUACAAACAAGUGAUUGAUAAAGGCCAGACGAUUCCAGAGGACAUCUUAGGAAAAAUAGCAGUUUCCAUUGUAAAAGCGUUAGAACAUUUACACAGUAAGCUCUCUGUCAUUCAUCGAGACGUCAAGCCUUCCAACGUCCUGAUCAACACUCUGGGCCAAGUGAAGAUGUGCGAUUUCGGAAUCAGUGGCUACCUUGUCGACUCCGUCGCCAAAACUAUUGAUGCAGGAUGCAAACCGUACAUGGCGCCCGAGAGAAUAAACCCAGAGCUCAACCAGAAGGGAUACAGUGUGAAGUCCGACAUUUGGAGUCUGGGCAUCACCAUGAUCGAGUUGGCCAUCCUUCGGUUUCCCUACGACUCGUGGGGAACUCCUUUUCAGCAGCUCAAACAGGUGGUGGAGGAGCCAUCGCCACAGCUCCCCGCAGACAAGUUCUCCGAAGAGUUUGUUGACUUUACCUCACAGUGCUUGAAGAAGAAUUCCAAAGAAAGGCCAACAUAUCCAGAGCUUAUGCAACAUCCGUUUUUCACCCUACAUGAAUCCAAAGCAACAGACGUGGCAUCUUUUGUAAAAUCAAUUCUCGGAGACUAAAAACAAUGGACUCAAUCGGUUGACCCUCCUGUGAAUUGGGACACAAAACCUGAAUUCCAGAGCCUUCAAAAUGAAAUUAUCCUUCUGGGGGAAGCACAUUGCCACCAAAUACAUCACUCACCACCUGUUCCUGGUGUCUGCAAAGAAGAAGUGUCAUUUCCCUGAGGUUUAGAGAGUCACUGUUUACAGCUAUGCAGAUAUCCUACCACUGCAGGUUUUCUAAUGGAACCAUUUGGAAUCAAAUUUAAGCUGGGGUUUAUCUUUUCAGUUCCUGACCCAAACUCCUUUUU
Molecule: messenger RNA, 1585 nt
Organism: Phacochoerus africanus (Common warthog)
Lineage: Eukaryota; Metazoa; Chordata; Mammalia; Artiodactyla; Suidae
Gene: MAP2K6
Product: mitogen-activated protein kinase kinase 6
Exons: 13
Coding region: 291-1295 (334 amino acids)
Biological process (GO): MAPK cascade; protein phosphorylation
Molecular function (GO): MAP kinase kinase activity; ATP binding
Source: RefSeq, a predicted model, not a curated record